Molecule: messenger RNA, 2695 nt
Organism: Bradysia coprophila
Lineage: Eukaryota; Metazoa; Arthropoda; Insecta; Diptera; Sciaridae
Biological process (GO): negative regulation of transcription by RNA polymerase II; cell fate commitment; positive regulation of transcription by RNA polymerase II
Cellular component (GO): nucleus
Molecular function (GO): DNA-binding transcription factor activity, RNA polymerase II-specific; zinc ion binding; RNA polymerase II cis-regulatory region sequence-specific DNA binding
Source: RefSeq, a predicted model, not a curated record
AACGAGAGACUUUAGGUUUUCAUUCAUUUUUUGUGUGUGUAAAGAAUGGUAUAAAUCUUACAAUUUCCAUCGCGUAUUAUAUCGAAUAAAAUCGACGAUUACGGUGUUAUACUAAAACUGAUUAUAUUGAUAAUAAAUCAUGUGAAUUAAAAGCAGAGAGAGAAAAAUAUUGAAAGAAGAAUUUUUUUUUUCACGAAUUUUAUUGUACCUUCAAAUAUGAAGCCACAUAAUAAAUAAAAAAAAAAACAAAUUCGUCGAAGAAAUGGAAAAUAUUGUCUAACUCGUACACACAUAAAAUCGAAAUUACAAAAUUUGUCAUCGAUAUAAAAUGAAGUUCACUUAAUAUCGAUAAAAUGAGUGGUUUUUGUGAUAAGAUAACGAGAAUGAAUAAAAAAAAACUGUUGGUGGAUCGCGUUUUUUUGAUAUUUUAUAUUUAUUGCAUUCAGUUAUUGAUAGAAGAUGGAUUAGAUUGGUAUAACUUCAGACAUUAAAUCGAGGUGCGGUGUGAACGGUUAACUUUUCUAAAAAAAAAAAUUAAAUUAAAAUCGUACAGGGCUAGCCUCUUCAGUGAAUAACGUUCUGCCAGUGAAUCAGUGAUAUAUACAAAAUAUUUCUAAACUAAAAAUUUUGUGUAAUUGUGUCGAGUACAGAAGAGAAAACAAUUGGCGGAUUUAUGCAUUUCACAAUGGCGUUACCAAACCACGAUACAAACAAUAAGAUGGAAAACAAUGACAUCGACGAGUCGCAGGUGAAAAGUGAAGAACCAAUUAGCGAGGAUCGUCAACCGCAAGAGAUCAUUGUCGAAGAGGUACAGCACGGUAUUCCAACGCAAGAACAUCAUACACCAUCGCCACUGCCAUCCCAGACGGUCAUUACAACACCAAGGCAUCGAAUGAUCACAACUGCCGGUCAAAUCAGGGAAGUCGAUGCUCAGGACAACGACCAGGUGGAGCAGUACGAAACCGGCACCGAUUACACACAGAUGGCUCCGCAAGUGGACGAACCGACGUACAUUUACGAACACCAACCAAUUGCAGUGGUUACGAGUCAAUCUCAGGCGCCCGCACACUUAUUGAAACGAAACAUUAGUUUGGAUCGUGAACGUACGGUCAGUCAUGUGGUGACGUCGUCGCCACAACAGACAACAGUUUACGUGGAACAAGCUCCUGAUGAGGGAGAAGCUUUACGAUAUUCCACCGCUCCCAUUCGUUACGAGGAGGAAGCGAAUUACCACGCUCGCUACGAGUAUCACCAUGGACCGCAUGCGACGAAUCAUUCAGAGGAGAUAAAGGUGGAAAUAAAUCGUGCCCAUCAUCAGAACCAGCCGACCGAAAUGCAUAUAUACGAUCAUGCAGAAGUGCAUCGACCGGAGAGUCAGCAGGUUCAUGCCGAACAUCAACCGAAUAAUGAGCCGAAAACCCAUUACACGAAUCUGGAACCGGCUGGCACCGGACAAAAUUAUUUCAUUUCAACGGAAAGCUACCAGUCUUCUGGUCCGGGAUUCACAUACCUUCCGUCGUCAACGAACAAAGACUUUGUGUUUCAUCCAGGAAGCCCCAAUGCCGUCCUGUACAAAGAUCCAACUCUAACAUCAGCUCUGACCAAUCGACACUACAGCACAUUGGGCCAACAUCAGUCAAUUUAUGACAGUGGUCCUGUAAAUCCUGGAUCACCGGUUUCUCAAGUCUAUACAUACUGCAAAUCGGAGCCUCCAUACUGGCCGGGUGGACCUUUAGAAUACAAUGUUUCGCCGGGCUUUGGUCAAACUAUCGUAGUGGAAAAUAGCGGCAAUACUACAACCGAAUACGUGACGAAUGGUCAUCAAUGGCCCAACCUUCCUAUCAGUGAACCGUACGAAUCGCAACUGUUGUCGUCGGGACAGGAAUUUAAGGAGUGCGUGAAUUGUUCAACGUCACAAGCAUCGUUCUGGCGACGAGAGAACGGUCACAGUCUGUGUAAUUCUUGCUCGUAUCCGAGGCAAAAUCCAGCAUUGACGAGAGUAACGCACCGAAAUCAAAAGGCUAAGCAAACGACGGCAACCGGUAAUCGACGAACUGGUGUGAUUUGUGCAAAUUGCAAAACGAGUAGUACAACGUUGUGGCGGCGAAAUAAUCAAGGAGAGCCGGUGUGCAAUGCAUGCGGACUGUACUACAAACUUCAUACGGUCAACCGUCCGCAAAGCAUGAAAAAGGAGGGAAUUCAAACCCGUAAACGAAAACCAAAGUCCACAGCUAAUCAACCACAAAAACUAGGAAUGGGAGACUAUCCGUAUUUUCCAGACAAAAUUCUGCCAACCAUUUUCCCCUCUCAAAUACACGGCGUUCAGCCCGACAUCAAAAUGUCGGUUAUGCACCAACCGCAUAACAUUGCCCAGCAGCCGCAAGAUAUGCAUAUCGGUUCGUCGCAGCAGCCGUCCUCGGCACCACCACCCGAACACUACAUCAAUGUCAGUCCACAGAGUCACUCACCGCAUUUGCCCAAUCCGAGCAAUUUGAAUCGUCACAUCACGACAACGGUACCACCCAUUGAUUCGGUUCAUGUGAAAAGUGCUAGUGUUAUAACGAGUACUGGAACGCCAGAGUAGCAUUCGUGCACACAUCACACGUGAGAAUUUGGUGUGUUUUAGUUUCGUGCGAUGUUGCUGUUGCUUAGUGCCAAAGUUUAAAUGGAAAAGAAAAAAAAAUAAAAAAAUUUG